Messenger RNA from Eublepharis macularius, 3349 nucleotides. RefSeq names its product zinc finger TRAF-type containing 1 (gene ZFTRAF1). Gene Ontology annotation, cellular component: nucleus. NCBI's taxonomy places the organism in Eukaryota, Metazoa, Chordata, Lepidosauria, Squamata, Eublepharidae. Gene Ontology annotation, molecular function: zinc ion binding. The record is from RefSeq and is a predicted model, not a curated record.
AGGAGAGCGGAGGCCAAACAAAGAUGGCGGCGUCUGAGGCGGCCGGGCCGGGCCUGGGGACGGCGGGGUGAAGCCGCGCCUCAGCCGGAGCAUGUCGGGGCCGGACGAGCGGGAGCCCGGCGGCGGCGGCGGGGUGGCGGCGGCCGCCGUCGUGGCCGCGGGCGCCGGGGGCGCCCUGGCGCUGGGGGAGGCGGCGGGGCCGGGCCCUGGGAGCGCGGAGGAGCCGGGGCCGCCGCUCGGGGCUGGCGGGGCGGGAGGGGGGGUUCCCCGGCAAGGGCAGCCCGAGCCCGGCGCCGACCGAGACGCCGACGCGCCGCCCAAGAAGCGCCUCAAGCUGCCGGGCGGGGCCGAGGGAGGCGGCGGCGGCGUCAAGCUGGAGGAGCGGCUCUACUCGGUGCUGUGCUGCACGGUCUGCCUCGACCUGCCCAAGGCCUCCGUCUACCAGUGUACAAAUGGGCACUUGAUGUGUGCUGGGUGUUUCAUCCACCUACUGGCAGACGCCCGGCUGAAGGAGGAACAGGCUACGUGUCCCAAUUGUCGCUGUGAGAUCAGCAAGAGCCUGUGCUGCCGAAACCUGGCCGUGGAAAAAGCGGUGAGCGAGCUGCCGUCAGAAUGUGGCUUUUGUAUGCGGCAGUUUCCUCGCUCGCUGCUGGAGAGGCACCAGAAAGAAGAAUGCCAGGACAGGGUCACUCGGUGCAAGUACAAGCGGAUUGGGUGCCCGUGGCAGGGUCCUUACCACGAGCUGACUGUCCACGAGGCGGAGUGCACUCACCCAACCAAGACUGGGAACGAACUGAUGGAGAUUCUGGAUGAGAUGGACCAGACCCACAAGAAAGAGAUGCAGUUGUAUAACAGCAUCUUCAGCCUGCUCAGCUUUGAGAAGAUUGGCUAUACAGAGGUUCAGUUCCGUCCUUACCGAACAGAUGACUUCAUCACUCGCCUCUACUACGAAACUCCAAGGUUCACCGUGCUGAACCAGACCUGGGUGUUGAAGGCCCGGGUGAACGACUCGGAGCGCAACCCCAACCUCUCUUGUAAGCGGACCCUCUCCUUCCAGCUCAUCCUCAAGAGCAAGAUCAGCUCCCCCAUGGAGUGCUCGUUCCUGCUGCUCAAGGGCCCUUACGACGACGUGAAAAUCAACCCUGUGAUCUAUCACUUUGUCUUCACCAACGAGAACAACGAAACGGACUACGUGCCGCUCCCCAUCAUAGACUCGGUGGAAUGUAAUAAGUUGCUGGCAGCCAAGAACAUCAACCUGCGUCUCUUUAUAUUCCAGAUACAGAAGUAAGCGUAGCAAAGCUUGGCUUUUUCCAGGAGUGGCCGAGAGACCAAGAGAGCACCACGGAACCAGAGUUACCUCGUACGGCUGCCUCGGCCCCUUUGUGACUCCACAGUUGUUUGAUUAUUUUUAAAGAGAACGUAUCUGCAUGCGUGGCGUACCAACAGCAUUGAGCGGUCACUUCCUUGCGUCUCCAUCUACUGUCGGGAGCAGGCGGGCAGGGAACCGGCUGGAUGCAGGCCACCAUUGAGGCCUGAGGGUGUCAGGAGGGAAAGCUGGCAACAAUGGUUAAUACAUUGUGAAAAAGGCUGCGUUUGUGUCGUGGUUGUGUGUGUGAUCUCUACAAUACGGCGUCAGCAUGGGUGGGGCUGAGAUCCCUGUUGGUCCCUUCAGCCUCAGUGGGUGAUGAUCUGUUUGGAAAGUAACGUGUGUUGUGUAGCACCUGGGUAGGUUUUCAUUUUAUUGGAAUAAAGCAAAUGGGGAGGGGGUUCUUCAGUAUACACCUUCAGGGGCCCCAAGCAACGGGAUUUUUGUCAGGCUGCUUUUCGCCAGGCUGAGAUGCCACAUUCCAAUAGUAGUAAGUUUACAGAGAGGGGACAAGCUGUGUCCCAAGGACUUGGUGGCAUGAAUGAGUAACGAGGCACUGCAGCCGUCCAAAUGAUUCCCUCUCCCACCUUUCUAUUGCUGUCGCAUUGGUAAGCAUUUGAAAUGAAGUCCAAAUUACGGAAGUUUAAUCGCAACAAGGUUGCUGAUCUUUCCCUUCCUGCCAGUCUCUUCCCUCAAACACUGCGCCCUCCACACGGCUUGUCUUGCACAUCACCAAAAGCUAGCCCAGGGUCGUCGUCCUCCUCUGGUCCUCGAUACUGCCCUGAUCUUCCUGUUCUCUCCGUCCCCUGCCCCCACCAGCAGGCUUGAGAUGUGACAGACCAAGGACCUCUACAGAGCUGACCCAAAUCAGUGCAGACUUCUCGGAAUGCAGGGUGAUAAUUCUGUCUGUCUUGGGAGCUUUCCCAAUACUUUGAAAAUCUUUUUUUUUUCUCCUUGUGCAAAUGCGUUACAGGCUCUUCUAGUAAUUAUGCAAUUUUACAAUGUGAUUUUAUGUAUGUAAAAGUAUAUAUAGCAGGUUUAUGGACGGGGAUUGUGGGGCCAUUCACCAAAUUUCAAUGCGAUCUACAGGGAUAUUUUGCUCAAUGCUCUUAAAAGUAUUUUAAUCUGCGGGGGAGUUGGUGGUAGAUGAAGACUAUAUCAUGAGAAACUUGUAUGUUAUACUGUGCAUUGAAGAAGAGUUUCUUCCUUCUUUCCCCCCACCCUUUAAAAGGAAGCUACAGUUGCAAUUUUAUUUGCUUUAUAUGGACUAACUGGAUCAGGAGUGUGUGUGUAAAACUUCUAAGAACCUGCCUUUGAAGAAGGCCGCCUUUGUUGGGACUUGUGCUGUGAAUGGUAACAAAACAGUUUCUUCUCCCCACCUUUCAUACCCUCCCCCCUUUCCCUUCAAGACCCUAAUAAUCAGCAGGUAUGGUCAAGAAGUGGUUUUAGAAACAGGAGGAGUUAUGCCCCUUGGGGACAAACCUGCAUAACUUGUAAUCCACUGAGCCCAGUCCAGGUGUUCUGCCAGGUGUUUGACGAGAUUUCCCUGUGUUUGUGAUCUCAGGGCAGCAGAAUCUUCUGGUGGGCUCCUGUCCCUGGCAGGGGCUGGUCGCUGGUGGUUGUGAAGCCGUUCCAGAGCGAAGGUCAGAGGGGGGGGUUGUCUUGGCUGCUGGCGUUUCACUCGUUCCACUUCAGAGGCUCCACUUCAGUGACUGCCCUUCAAGUCCUUUCAGAUGCAUUGGAAAUUUAAGGAUGCUGCUGCAACUUCUAGAAGUAGGAGUUGGAGAAAGGGGCUGUUCUGGGUGGUUAAGUAAGAGUCCAGUGUUUCAGAGGAGCGACUUGUUGGCCUGCUGUGAUGCUUCUUUUAAAAAUGAUCACGAUCCUUCAAUCAGUGUUGACGAGGCCGUAGUUUAGGUUGACGGUCUAGAAACGGUUAAUUAUUGUACCAGUUUUGUUGAGGCCUCAAAUAAAGUGUACAUCUAA